CUCUUCCUCGACGCACCUGAGUAUUUGCUUAUUCUGCUGAACGGGGCGAAGAUGGACUCCCUACCAGUGUCGCCCCGGCUCCAUAGCUCGGCGGCAGCAAAAGACAUAUAGUUGAUCGCCCGCCCUCCUAAUUUUUGCUCAUAAUUUUGAUUUGUCAUGUCAGCUGUUGCUCCCUGCCUUUUUACAGUUAGUCGGCAGAGGCCAAUGCACUAUUAAUUGCAGAUUUUCUUCUAAGAAAUAUUUUAAAAGAUGCUCUCUGGGCAGCUAUUACAGCUAACCGAACAUGGCCGAAAUAUUCUUACUUCGAGGAGGAGGACUCUUGCUCUAGUUGCAGGUGUCAUGGUGACUGGUGGAACUGCUGUAUAUAUGCAGUCACGAAUCACCAAAAGCAAAAGGGAUAGGUCCAAGAGCUCUAUCAAUGUUACUGGACACUUGAGCCAGAAUGGUGUAGAUGAUAAGGCAGCCAAAAUUUUGAGGAAGAAAAGGAGUGGCCUGAGAUCUCUACAUAUUUUAACUGCAAUUUUGCUCUCGAAAAUUGGCCCUACUGGUUUACGGACUCUUGUGGGGUUGGUGACCACUGCAGUGUUGAGAACUGCCUUGAGUAACAGACUUGCCAGAGUUCAAGGUUUCUUGUUUCGGUCCGUUUUUCUAAGACGCGUGCCAUUGUUUAUUCGGCUAAUUGUAGAAAACCUCAUCCUAUGUUUUCUUCAAUCUACCUUGUAUUCAACUUCAAAAUAUCUGACUGGAGCACUAGGUUUGCGGUUCAGGAAAAUAUUGACCGACCUCAUACACGCAGAUUAUUUUGAGGUAAUUGUGUUAGUUUCUGCUGCAAGUUGGAUUUAUUUAAGGGAUAUUUAUAUGCUGAUAUGGAUCAUUUAUUGUUCAUCUUCUAUGUUUCAACCUGGAAAUAAUUCACCAUAACAAGUAGCUUAGCAU
Molecule: messenger RNA, 936 nt
Organism: Dendrobium catenatum
Lineage: Eukaryota; Viridiplantae; Streptophyta; Magnoliopsida; Asparagales; Orchidaceae
Product: ABC transporter D family member 1-like
Exons: 4
Coding region: 250-921 (223 amino acids)
Biological process (GO): peroxisome organization; long-chain fatty acid import into peroxisome; very long-chain fatty acid catabolic process
Cellular component (GO): peroxisomal membrane
Molecular function (GO): ATP binding; long-chain fatty acid transmembrane transporter activity; ABC-type transporter activity
Source: RefSeq, a predicted model, not a curated record